AUGAAAGUCAUUUCAAUAAAGGAGUUUAUUCUAUUUGCUUUAGUGACAGUGGUCUUUCUAACAUCGAAUAGUAUGUGCCUAGAUGAACCGAUUAAGUCCAGUCUGCAGAGCACGGAAGACUAUGGUGAUAAAUAUUACGAGAUUAAAGAUAAUAUCUUGGAAGAAAAGCAGAGGAGUCUCAAUUUUGAAGAAAUGAAAGACUGGGGAUCAAAAAAUAUCAUUAAAAUGAACCCUCCUACAGUAAACAAGAUGCCAAAUUCAGUUGCUAAUUUACCUCUUAGAUUCGGAAGAAAUUAUCCAGAAGAAAGAAGCAUUAAACCAAUUGCUAAUUUGCCUCUGAGAUUUGGGAGAGCUUUUGGAGAGAACACACUUAGGCAUGCUCCAAAGGUAUCACACAGGCUUGGGAGAUCUCCCCUUGUUAAAAGUUCCAGUCAAUCACUUCUAAAUUUGCCACAGAGAUUUGGGAAGUCACUGUCUGUCAAUCUGUCUCAAGAUAUUCAGGAAUCUGAACCAGAUUGUCUUAUUGAGACAAUGUUCGAGAUUUUGAUUUUUCAUUCCAAGUUAAGAUGA
Messenger RNA from Harpia harpyja (harpy eagle), 570 nucleotides. RefSeq names its product neuropeptide VF precursor (gene NPVF). NCBI's taxonomy places the organism in Eukaryota, Metazoa, Chordata, Aves, Accipitriformes, Accipitridae. Gene Ontology annotation, molecular function: signaling receptor binding. The record is from RefSeq and is a predicted model, not a curated record. The transcript is spliced from 3 exons. The coding region runs from base 1 to 570 and encodes 189 amino acids. Gene Ontology annotation, biological process: negative regulation of gonadotropin secretion; neuropeptide signaling pathway.